AUGGUUGUCAUUCACAACUGUGGGAAUGUUAUCAUGAUACAGUUUCAUGAGUACUACUCACCAAAGCAGCGCCUUCAAUUCCUUCUUCUUCUCUUCUUUCUGCUAACCCCUUCUGCAACCUCAUUAACCUUCAAUUUCUCCAGCUUCUCCAAUGCAAACAAUAUAAGAACCGAGAAUCAUGCUAAUCUCGACAAGCAAGUCCUCCGACUCACCAACAGUGCUGUAGAUGAAUUACAGGUGGAGAGCGUCGGUCGAGCCACUUACGACGAACCCUUCCUCCUCCAGGACGCCACCGGAAAGCUCGCUGAUUUUACUACACAUUUCACCUUUGUCAUCGAUUCACUACGUGAAACCGCCUACGCAGACGGGCUAGUGUUCUUCAUCGCGCCAAACGGAUCCGUACUUAACACAACCCUAGGAAGAGGAGGUGCCCUCGGCCUGCCGGUGGAAAACCCUAUAGAUGGCCCUUCAAGAAAUAUUGGGUACAACUUUGUGGCGGUGGAGUUUGAUAUCUUCAAGAAUAGUCUGACAUCGGUUGACGAUCCCACCGGAAAUCAUGCCGGUAUCGAUGUCAACUCUCUCAAGUCCUUGAACACCAAACCUUGGAAUGGUAAUAUUACGUAUGGAAGAAACAACAGCGCUACGGUCAGUUACGAUUCCAGCACAAAAAAUCUUAGCGUUGCCUUCACCACAUUUGUUAAUGGUGCCCAACAGAUGGACUAUCUUUCUCACCAAGUUGAUCUGAAAGAGUACUUGCCCAACUUGGUCAUUGCCGGGUUCUCUGCUGCGACCGGUGCUAACAUUGCUGUGCACAAGAUUCUCUCAUGGAAUUUUUCUUCUACUGACCUGGCUAUUGCUAAGCCAGGAAAUGGGGUGAGUACAGGACUAGUCGUUGGUUUGAGUGUUGGUGGAUUCAUUGUCUUGGUUGGUGUGUUGUCACUGGUUUGGUUCAUCUUUUGGAAGAAAAGAAAAGGAGGGGAAAGUGAUGAUGAAGAUCCCAUGGGACUUAAUGACUCUAUCGAUGACGAAUUUGAGAAGGGGACAGGCCCUAGGAAGUUUUCGUAUAGCGAGUUGGCUCGAGCAACAAAUAAUUUUGUAGAGGGAGAAAAGCUUGGAGAGGGAGGAUUUGGAGGGGUUUAUAGAGGCUUCAUAAAAGACUUGAAUUCAUAUGUUGCUGUUAAGAGGGUAUCCAAGGGAUCUAAGCAAGGACUUAAGGAGUAUGCAUCAGAAGUAAGGAUCAUCAGUCGGCUUAGGCAUCGGAAUCUGGUGCAACUUAUUGGUUGGUGCCAUGAAAAGGGUGAGCUCCUGCUUGUGUAUGAGUACAUGCCCAACGGGAGUUUGGAUUCCCAUAUAUUCAAAUUGAAAAGCUUGUUGAAUUGGAGAGUAAGAUACAAGGUUGCUCAAGGGUUGGCCUCCGGAUUAUUUUACCUACACGAAGAAUGGGAACAAUGUGUUUUGCAUAGGGAUAUCAAAUCCAGCAACAUCAUGUUGGAUUCAAAUUUCAACGUCAAGCUUGGGGAUUUCGGGCUAGCUCGACUUGUGGACCAUGGAAAGCAGUCGGAAACAACAAUUGUAGCUGGAACCAGAGGCUACAUGGCUCUGGAAUAUGUUACCACAGGAAAAGCUAGCAAGGAAUCGGAUGUCUACAGCUUCGGAGUUGUUGCUUUGGAAAUAGCCUGCGGAAGAAAAUCUAUUGAUCUCAAGUUACCAAGUACUCAAAUAAACAUGGUGCAGUGGGUUUGGGAGCUUUAUGGAGAAGGGAAAGUGAUCGAAGCCGCCGAUCCUGUACUUUCAGGAGAUUUCGAUGCGAAACAAAUGGAGUGCUUGAUGAUUGUUGGGUUAUGGUGUGCUCAUCCGGACUACCGUAUGAGACCUUCAAUACAACAAGCAAUUCAAGUGCUUAACUUCGAAGUUCCAUUGCCUAGUCUACCACCACAGAUGCCGAUGGCCACCUUUCCUCUUUCAAUAUCUUUAUCCAUGUCGUCUGGUUAUACCACCAGCUCUGUAGAAGGGAGAACUGAUCAGUCUUCAGGCAACGGCUAUACGACUAAUUCCUCACAGUUCACAACAUCUUCUGCAACAGCAUCGCUUCUGUAA
Messenger RNA from Fragaria vesca subsp. vesca, 2097 nucleotides. RefSeq names its product L-type lectin-domain containing receptor kinase IX.1-like. Lineage: Eukaryota; Viridiplantae; Streptophyta; Magnoliopsida; Rosales; Rosaceae. The transcript has a single exon. Gene Ontology annotation, biological process: protein phosphorylation. Gene Ontology annotation, cellular component: plasma membrane. The record is from RefSeq and is a predicted model, not a curated record. Gene Ontology annotation, molecular function: ATP binding; protein kinase activity; carbohydrate binding. The coding region runs from base 1 to 2097 and encodes 698 amino acids.